UGUAGGCCCCUUGCAGGCCAGGGUCAUUGAGGACUGCAGUGAGGUUAAGGACCGCCAGGCAGGCCUGGGCCAGGAAGAGAAAAUGUUCUCUUCCCCUUAUCUCAUGUUGCAAGUUCUGAAUGCCUGGAUCAGCAGGAAGUGGCUCUUGCCUAGAUUAGAGGUGUUCCUUCGUAAGACAAGAACAUGCUGUCUCCAGAGGAAGGGUGGCUAAGAGAAUUCUUUAAUGUAUCUUUCUUCAAGGAUGUUAGUUUAAUCCCAUUAUGUACUGAAAGUACACAUUGUUAUGUUUAUCUGAUUGCUGCAAGUAUAUAGCCGUGUGGGAAAUAAACGACAGCAUGCAGUUGCAAGUGCUGCCUUUGCUCUGCAUCCCCUGUGUCCUGGUUCUUUCUCAACCCUUACCCAGGGACCCCAACGCACUAGACGUUGACAAUUGGCGCCCGAACAGGGACCCUGAAGGACGUUCAGGAAGGAGGAUGGACGGACCUGUUCCUGGCUCCCCGCGAGAUGGAUCCGGUCGAGGACCAAUUCGAACGGCACCGUAUCCCGCCAGACGACGGAUGGGGAAUCCGGACCAGGAUGAGCUUCCGUUACAAGCCAUGGCACACCUGAAAAUUUAUUUUUGGCUUGCACACCUGAAAAUUUAUUUUUGGCUAUGUGUGCCUUACUUACUGUAUCAUCUUCAGCCGAGGCGACAAAUGAUACUGCCGCGGAGCCAAUGGAAUGAGUCAAUGGUGAAUUAUCAAUUGAUGGCCUGGGGAGAUGGCGGCAUCGCAGACCCUCGUAUAUCACAUCAGAAAUUUCCUGAUCAUAUUCAAACGCACUUAUGGAAAAUUGCAGCUGCGCUUAAGACUGUUCAAAUGUACAAUGGAGCUUUUUCUGGCACAGCAAAUUCUGCAUCAACUUAUAACUUCACCAUGUUUAAAGAAAUGAAUGUGACUGCAUGUGUGCCUUUACCAUAUUUGUUUCUGAUAGGGAAUUUUAGCUUUGAUAAUGGAAUUAACUGUAUCAAAUGCCGAUUAUACUCUUGUGUUAAUAGUUCUAUAGAAUUUAAUCUCUUAUGAUUUUGCAACAAUGUUCUCAUAUUUGGGUUCCGGUAAAUUUAGAACGACCGUGGGCGCAAAAUCCCGUAGACGCCUUGGUUUUAGAAUUUUUCAAGAAGGUGUUAAAACGCACGAAACGUCUUGUUGGCAUUGUUGUGGCCAUUAUUUUAAGUCUAAUCACAGUUACCACGUUAGCCGCGGUGUCAGGUAUAGCAUUACAUACAUCUUUACAAACUAAACAUUUUGUGGAAAAUUGGCACCGUGACUCUCGGGAUCUUUGGCUUUCACAAACUAUGAUUGAUACUCGCUUACAAACACAAAUAGAUGUCCUUAGACAGACUGUGAGUUGGUUAGGAAAGAAGGUCUUGACGCUAGAGAGGCAAAUUUGGCUGCGUUGCGAUUGGAAUUCCACAACCUUUUGUGUUACCAAUUUAAGAUACAAUGAGUCACAGCAUGAUUGGAGCAUCAUCCAAAGAUACUUAGAAGGUAACUCGUCAGCGACUGACAUGAUUAAUAAUUUACAUACAAAUAUUCAGGAAGUGUUUGGUAGACCCUUUGAGACUGAAGAUGCUGCCACGUUGGCCGAUUUAUUCCUUAAACAACUUGAGGGACUGGAUCCUAAAGGUAUUAUUCAGAGUUUGGGGCACACUGCAGGAGGAAUGGGGUUCGUACUACUGGUUAUUAUCUUAUGCUUCAUGCUGUUACAUCUCUGCUAUUUAAAGCCAUCACAGAAUUCUGUGGCCACCCUCUGGAAGGCAGUUUUAUUAAAACAAAAGAAAAAGGAGGGAAUUGAGAUGGCAUAGGCUUGUAGGCCCCUUGCAGGCCAGGGUCAUUGAGGACUGCAGUGAGGUUAAGGACCGCCAGGCAGGCCUGGGCCAGGAAGAGAAAAUGUUCUCUUCCCCUUAUCUCAUGUUGCAAGUUCUGAAUGCCUGGAUCAGCAGGAAGUGGCUCUUGCCUAGAUUAGAGGUGUUCCUUCGUAAGACAAGAACAUGCUGUCUCCAGAGGAAGGGUGGCUGAGAGAAUUCUUUAAUGUAUCUUUCUUCAAGGAUGUUAGUUUAAUCCCAUUAUGUACUGAAAGUACACAUUGUUAUGUUUAUCUGAUUGCUGCAAGUAUAUAGCCGUGUGGGAAAUAAACGACAGCAUGCAGUUGCAAGUGCUGCCUUUGCUCUGCA
Zalophus californianus (California sea lion) is the source of this 2212-nucleotide messenger RNA. Its product is annotated as endogenous retrovirus group K member 7 Env polyprotein-like. The transcript has 2 exons. NCBI's taxonomy places the organism in Eukaryota, Metazoa, Chordata, Mammalia, Carnivora, Otariidae. The coding region runs from base 1058 to 1843 and encodes 261 amino acids. Gene Ontology annotation, molecular function: structural molecule activity. The record is from RefSeq and is a predicted model, not a curated record.